UCGCGAAACUUUUUGUUUGCGCUCGACCCUACCGUUAUAGAAAUACUUAGAUCUCUCAAAAAUCUAGCACUCUAUAUCUGGUGAUUAUUAAUUCGGUAUUUCGAGACGAUGCGACAAGUUGAAGGAGUAUCCAAGAGCAUUGUUUUCGGACAUUGACUUCGCGCACCCGCACCGUGCGCAUUUUACCCCGUAAAUCCCGUUCGACCCUUUUUUUUAGUCGCGCGACGCCAUAAUGGAGCCUCGCCAGAGCAAGUUUAGACCAUCUGGAGAUUUCGACGACAUGUUUAGCUUACCCGAAGCUUGGGCACCGAAGUUCAAGCAGGAUCCGAUGGACGCCCCAUGGAAGAGCGCAAGGGAAGGGAAAGAUGCAGAGCCUCAGAAAUUGACUGCCACGAAAAACAACAGCACAGUUGAGGAUUGGGGCGACGACGACGACUUCAUGAUUGAUCAGGAUGACCUUACUUUCCGAAGCAAUUCUACUAAUGGAAACUCCAACUCCCACCACCGCGACAGUUUGUCUUCGUUCCGCUCCGAUCGCGACUCCUUGCCUGGGAACGAUGAGAGACACGUACACCUACCGGCCGAUGACGAAAAGUCUACAUUAGAUGCAAUCACCUUAGCCACCCAUGCAGGUAUCCCGAUACCGACUAAUGUACCUCCAUCUGCCUUGAUGGGGGGUACCAUUAAGCGGCUGGGGGGACGAAAGGUGAAGAAGAUCUUCCAGGAAGAUUAUGGUGAUGAUCUAGAGCUGCCCGUAACCGGUCCUCUCCAUCUCAAAGCACAAGAUGGACAAAUAUAUCCAGAGUCUCUUAGACAAGUUAGUGGACCGAUGGCCUCUAGCCCUGUGAGGGCAACCCAUACUAUAGCUCAGCAACUACAUCAACCGAUCAUGCCAAAGACCCUUGCAACACCUAUCAACCUCGACAAAUUUCGGGACGCAGACGAUGACGACGACGAUGUUUUCGGUGACGGAGCCGCGACUAUCAAAGUCUCAAAGCUUCGUUCCCAGCAGAAUCACUUAUCCUUAAUCACACCACCCACACCUUCGCCUCAGAAAGAGCAAAAGGACGAUGAUUUCGAAGGUGAUUUAGAGCUGCCGACUAGUGGGUUACUGAAGCUAUCUAGAAAAAUGGAUAUACCCAAUACCCCAGCACUGAGUGCGAACGAUGAGUUCGAUUGGGGCGAAGGUAGUUUAGGAACACGGUUCGGCGGCACUAAACGAGAUGCUUUCUCGACGCGCAGUUCAUCUGUGUCAGCCAUGAGCCCAAGUCUCGCUAGCUCUAUCACCGUCGAGAGUGAAGAUGAAAUAUUCGACGGUUUAAUGUUACCAAGUGGUCCUUUAGACCUCAGUGAGCGAUUGAAGCGAAGAAAGCAGGACCCAUCUCCUGAUAGGCAGCUUGAGUAUUCUAUGCUCAACAAAGGAGUUCCGCCGUCUAAAAACACAGUCAAACUCACUGCGGAUAAUGAGGAUAUUUUGGAAGGGCUUGAAUUUGGUGAAGGCGAAGUACUUCGCCCUGGUAAGCCGACACUACAUCGCAACGUGAAGGUGAAGGAAAGUCGACCGAUCAGUCCUGUGCGACCUAAGACUGCAGUUUCCGUAACCUUCACCAAUAAGCCGGUUACAUCAACACCUGCUUCUCGUCUGCCUCGGCCUAUGGGCGCUCAUGAACGCGCACAACCUCAGCCUGCUCUUGAGCCAGUUUCUGAAAGCGGCGGUCCCAUACCCUCGCGACCUUCUCGGCGAUCUCAAUCACGGAUUGGCCACUCCGCUCAAUCUUCUGUCUCAAGUGUCCAUACCCCUACUACACCUUCCUCGGCUCAGUCAGCUCAAUUUUCGACUCCGCGAAGAAGAGAUUUGAACCAGAAAGCUUCAGCAGGAGCUCUUCGUAUUGAACCUACUACGACCAACGCGCAAUUGCUAAGAUUGAAGCGUUCUCUGCCUGCCAUGCGCCAUAUACCUGGACCAGCCAAGCCCGCGACUUCCCGCUUUGAUCGGCCAUCUUCUCGCACUGAGUCUCGUGUCGAGUCCAACCGACCUCAGUCCUUCAUACGACCGAAGACUCCCGUAGACCGUAGCCGUCCCGCUUAUGAAGGCAGCAUAACGCAGCCGAGAAAGAAUCCAUUCUUGCCCGCCGGCGCAUCUCAAUCUCAAUCACAGCAUGUGAGCGCCAAGAGUUCCCGGCCAUUUCGUCGCCAUGAUUCCGAUCAAGGUCCCGAAAUACGACCUCUGUCGCGGGCUUUCUCCCGUGCUGCGAUACGAUCGCCAAGCCCAAGACGGGUACGUAACGAUAAGAUGACCGCUGAACCUGUGUGGCAACAGAUCAACAAGCCGCGCCGUGUGCGACGCUUUGGUGACGGUCACGAGCUUGAUUCAUUUGAUGAUCUUCCAACUUCUGCACAGGCUGAGAGCAGGUACAUGAAACAACCGAUUGGAAGUGGAAACAAGACAAACGUCAGAAGCAAGCUUUACCAAAACGUUCUCCCAGAUCGUAACACACCGACUCCUACGUAUUCUUACUCCCCUGCCAAACCCGACUCUCUGCCCCACUUUGCUCGGGACACGGCCGCUAGUCGCAUUGCUAGGGAAACGAGCCUCGCGCAGCGUGCGCCCACUACGGGACCUUUUGUCCCCGUCCCCAACCCGAGAGUUGCUCAGUUGUCAGCCAGACCGAAUUUCUCGCCAUUCAAUCAUAACGCCAGGUCUAGGAAGCCUCUUAAGACCCCGCAGCUCAAGCCGCAUUUAAUCUCUAACUUAAACUCGGCUAAAGAGACUAAAGUCGUAAACGGAAUGACGUACAAUCCAGCAACAUUUCGGUGGGAAGGAAAUGACACUGCGCUCAACGCUUUCGAUGUACCGACUGCAUCGCCAACGACGACAACUCUACCACCGCACGUGACUCGAGAUAGAGAGGGUUCAACAUCUAGGCCAGUUCUGAUCACCAACAUGACCGCCACUAAGGGCGUUAAGCGGGUUGGAAAUAUGAUAUUCGACCCGCAAAAUAUGUGCUGGCUAAAGGCGGAUAGCACAACUCCUCUAUCUAACGAUCCCAUGGAGGGCUUCAAUGCUAUGGACGAUGAUGAUCCUUUCAAGGAUAUACCCGACCUUGACGAUAAGGAUAAAGAUUCCAUCUCGGGUGGCCGUGGAAGCGAUCUUCGGGACGAUUGGCUAGUGGGCGAGGAGUUCGACGUUGGUCCAGAAUUCAUCAGACGGCAACACGAAGAAGAAUCGCGUUGGCACCGAAAAUGUGCAAAUUGGAGUGGUUCGGGCGAGCGCGAUCGAACCGACUUGCGAUGGGCACUUAGAAAAAUGAUCAUGGAGAAAUGAUCCGACAGAUAUGACUGGGUUGCAUAUUAUAACCCGAUUUCCAGCAAGCAAAACUUUGCACAAAACAACAAUAACAGCAACAGCAGCAACAGCAAAAACAACAUGAGAGGCAAGAUCUCAGCACACCCUCAUUCAGUUCUCCUAUGUCAUUAGCACAGCCUGCCUCCUUUUAAGGGAUGGCGAGGGUGAUGAGAUGUACAACAUAAAGUGCACAAGGUGGCAGCGGAUAAACUGCCUUACGAAAUAUGACACGGCACGCAAAAGCGCGCAUAUACUAAUAAUGAUAACGACGGUCUAGCAUAUGUCCCACAUAGGGACCGAGAACUAGAUUAACGACUUUGAUCAAUGGUUUAGGAAUGAUGGAAAUGAUACGACGGAUAAAACAUGAUGAUGACACUUUAAGAUUUUGACGAUUCACUACGCGUUAUGACUUUGGGAUGGAAAAAAAAAUAUAGAAGACGACUAGGUGAUCCGCGUCUUGUGAGAAAGAUAGAUGGAUCAGAAACACCAUUGUCCUGCUCACAGCGAAAACGGUAAGCUGUCUAGUUGCGUCCCUACCUAAGACUGA
Molecule: messenger RNA, 3893 nt
Organism: Hypoxylon fragiforme
Lineage: Eukaryota; Fungi; Ascomycota; Sordariomycetes; Xylariales; Hypoxylaceae
Exons: 4
Coding region: 233-3325 (1030 amino acids)
Biological process (GO): mitotic spindle orientation checkpoint signaling; regulation of Ras protein signal transduction
Cellular component (GO): mitotic spindle pole body; SIN/MEN two-component GAP complex
Molecular function (GO): GTPase activator activity
Source: RefSeq, a predicted model, not a curated record